CUAAUCGCCAAUCGAAUCAAAGAUUUAACAAGCAUACACUGAAACUGUUGUAGCGUCGUCGACGUGAUGGAACUGGCUCUAUUGAUGCUUGGACUUUUGCUGUUCGUCAAUGGAUAUCGAGGUGAGAGCGACACGGAAGACUAUACGGACGUGUCUGUAACCGCAGCGACUCUUCAGAUCGACAUGUCCGAGGACUUUGAUCAAUGGGAGAUAAACGAGUACGAGGAUCCGGUUACGAAGACUUAUCACUGCUCGGCCCAGUCGCAGAAGAAGAACGACACGCUUCAGCCUAAUCUUGAGACGAUUAAAUUCCUGGAUGAUAAUGGCCUGGGUACGGUACGACCACAGAAACAUUACUAUCAGGUUCAUCAUAUUCGUCAAAGAAUGUGUCAAUUCGGCUUCGAUCCUUCUCACGUUGACAUUCGAUCGGGCUCGAUUCACAAACGCUUCAAAAAUACCCUGAGACUGAUGGUUUACAACACGCCUGGCAUGUUCCCCAGCCUCAAGAUCAUCAGGAAUGAUCUUGAUCGUAAGAGAAGACGAGAGCCUCAAAUAUGGUUCAGAUUUGAGACCAGCAAUGGUCCGCUUAUUUCUGAAUUCGAUUUCGACAAUUAUUUCAUCACUGUUAGCGGCGAUUUUUCGAGGAUCCAGGCAUAUUCGAAGAUGCUUGUUGCACUAAAGAUGCACAAGAGACUGAACAACUUCAACGACUCCGUCAGUUAUAAGGUUAAUCUUGAUCUAGGAAUUAUAGAGGUGAUAAUGUCGAGUUUCGGUAUUGCACUGAUGAGAGACAAAUCAAUGACGAAUAUAAUGGUGAAGGCUUUGAACGGGGUGAGAACGGAGAUCAAAGGUGAGGAAGACGUGCAGCUGGAGUUCGAGGAGAGCCUUAAGGACGCGGCUGAUCAGGUUGAUCCACUUAUGUACUCGUCCAUAUGGCUACUCUCAAUGGCAGAGAAAUACGAAGUUGUGAGAAUUCGCGAUAGGGCCCGAAACAUUCAGGUUAGAAGUUUGAACAAGAAGGAAAAAACGUUGGUGUGAGGUUUCGGAGACUGAUUUGUCGGACGUGAGGAGAAUAAAAUUUGUUUUUGUUUUUCUAGUGAAAAACACAAUGUCAA
Messenger RNA from Venturia canescens, 1115 nucleotides. RefSeq lists its product as uncharacterized. The transcript is spliced from 4 exons. NCBI's taxonomy places the organism in Eukaryota, Metazoa, Arthropoda, Insecta, Hymenoptera, Ichneumonidae. The record is from RefSeq and is a predicted model, not a curated record. The coding region runs from base 67 to 1038 and encodes 323 amino acids.